AUGGCGACGCAACAGUAUUACGAGCUGUAUCGGGGCAGCAGCAUCGGCGAAGCGCUUAUCGAUACGAUUGACGAUCUCAUCAAUGACGGCCGAAUUGAACCCCAACUGGCUAUGAAGAUCCUCAGCAACUUCGAUCGCGCAAUCGCCGAGACGCUGGCAGAGAAGGUCAAGUCCAGACUGACAUUCAAGGGGCACCUGGAGACCUAUCGAUUCUGCGACGAUGUGUGGACAUUCCUCGUUAAGGACGUCAGGUUCAAGAGUGACGGUGGGCAAGAGUUCCAUGCGGACAAAGUCAAGAUCGUCAGCUGCAAUUCGAAGAAACCGGGCGAGGCAUAG
Messenger RNA from Fonsecaea erecta, 336 nucleotides. RefSeq names its product transcription initiation factor IIA subunit 2. Gene Ontology annotation, molecular function: RNA polymerase II general transcription initiation factor activity; TBP-class protein binding. The record is from RefSeq and is a predicted model, not a curated record. Bases 1 to 336 code for a protein of 111 amino acids. Gene Ontology annotation, cellular component: transcription factor TFIIA complex. Gene Ontology annotation, biological process: transcription initiation at RNA polymerase II promoter; RNA polymerase II preinitiation complex assembly. The transcript has 3 exons. Lineage: Eukaryota; Fungi; Ascomycota; Eurotiomycetes; Chaetothyriales; Herpotrichiellaceae.